AUGGUCCUCGAGAAUGAUCCCCAUUCAUGCCAUUGCUUCCUUACCUUGUGUAUUGCCCGAUUGGGCCAGCGGAGUCAUCUUUUUCCAACAGAAACCUCAAGAGUGGCAGUCGUCCUCGUGAGGCUUACUGGCUCCGCAAGAGAGUGGGGUACUGCUGUGUGGGGAGCUCGCCUGCCCUUUUGUGAGGACUUUGCAGAAUUCUGCGAGAAGCCAUUGGAACUUCCAGAGUCCGCACUACCAACCCCUUCCCGAGUUCCCUCCAAAUAUUCUCGGGCCCAGCACUGGCGAGACCAGAAGCGGAGGGCUAAGGAGAGAGCCAAGUCAGCUGCAGCCCCCCCAUGCCAGCCUCCGGGUCAGCUGCAGCCCCCCCAUGCCGGCCUCCGAGUCAGCUGCAGCCUCCCCCAUGCUGGCGCCAGAGUCAGCUGCAGCCUCCCCCAUGCCGGCACCAGAGUCAGCUGCAACCUUCCCCAUGCCGGCUUCUGCGGCUGCAUCCCUAGGGCCAGGCCAGGCCCUCAGUCAGCGGCUGCUUUCCCCGAGCCGGCCACCGAGUCUGCUGCAGCUUCCCCAGUCCCUGUAGUCAAGUCAGCCACAGCUUCCGAGCCAGCGGCCAUGUCUCCAGGGCCAGGAGGCUCCGAGCCAGCGGCCAUGUCUCCAGGGCCAGGAGGCUCCAAGUCAGCGGCUGCCUUCCCUGAGCCGGUCACCAAGUCUGCUGUAGCACCCCCUGAGUCGGCUUCCGAGCCAGCGGCCAUGUCCCCAGGGCCAGGAGGCCCUCAGUCAGUGGCCGCUUUCCCCGAGCCGACCACAGAGUCUGCUGCAACUUCCCCAGUCCUCGUAACCAUGUCAGCCAGCUUCCCUUGCUCCCAUGUUCGAGUUUACUGCUGCUUUCCCUGCUCCUGAGUCCAAUCCAGCUGCAGCCUCCCCCAAGCCGGCUUCCCUAGCUGCGCUCCCUGGGCCAGGAGGCUCUCAGUUAGUGGCUGCUUUCCCCGAGUCGGCCACAGACUCUGCUGUAGCACCCCCUGAGUCGGCUUCUGCGGCUGCGUCCCUAGGACCAGGAGGCUCCCAGUCAGAGGUCGCUUUCACCGAGCUGGCCCCAGACUCUGCUGCAACAGGCUGGUCCCCUUUCCUGUCCUUCCCAGCCCUGCUCACCCUGUCCCGGUCUUUCCCCCUUUACCUACCAUUUGUCCCCACCCUGGC
Messenger RNA from Triplophysa rosa, 1194 nucleotides. RefSeq names its product translation initiation factor IF-2-like. The transcript has 3 exons. Lineage: Eukaryota; Metazoa; Chordata; Actinopteri; Cypriniformes; Nemacheilidae. The record is from RefSeq and is a predicted model, not a curated record. Bases 1 to 897 code for a protein of 298 amino acids.